Molecule: messenger RNA, 2040 nt
Organism: Mesocestoides corti
Lineage: Eukaryota; Metazoa; Platyhelminthes; Cestoda; Cyclophyllidea; Mesocestoididae
Source: the annotation of a GenBank genome assembly
AUGUUUGACAGCGGAAAGACAGCUAUUACGCACAUGGAAAAAAUUCAUUGCAAGUCAGCUUCCUCAACAUCGCUGGUUUGUCCUAGGGUUCAGAUCAUCAAAUCAAAACAAUGCCACACCACUGAAGCUUCAAAUCGGAAUUACCUGGGAAGUGCUGUUGUUGCAGGCGCAUUUAGCGACUGUGAGGAUAUCUCAGGCUUUUCACCUUCUAAAUACAAACGCCUCUAUUCGGAUUUACAAUUCUGUUAUCGUUUUCUUGGCCAGGCAAACUACGAACUUCUUCAUCUUAUUCGCUCUAACAGGAGACCGAAAUCUCCGCCACAUCAAAUAGAAAAACUCCUCGAUUCUUUCGCAUUUAAAGUAGCCACAAUUAAAGACAAUCAUGAACGGAAAAAAAUUCAGGAGGCCAGCCUUAAAUGUAGCCAGAAUUUCAUGGCGAAACGCUGGAGGGACCGCUAUUACAUUUUACUCAAAUUGACAGAAAGUUACCUCAAUCUGCUAAGUAUACAGAGUGACAUCGAAGUCAAAGAUACCUGCGCCACUGAAAACGCGGUUGCUUUGAAAAGUCUAAGUGCGGUUCUCAAAAACAUGGAAGAUGUCAUGCAGCCAUGGAUUGUUAAUAAAAAUCAGAGUGAAAGAAGUGGACUACCUGUUAAAGAUCUUGGCUGCGGUGAGCAGAUAGAUAGUGUUAACCAAAGCUACAGCGAUUAUGAGGAAAACGAUUUCAUCGUCCCACUCUCAAGUGAAUUUCUUUUGGAUCUAAUUGCUAAUCACAAAGACUGUACACAACGUAUAAAACAGCAGUUGGAUAUUAGACCUCGAAUUCUUCACAUUUUGCGCAAGGAGAAAGAUCGACGCAAUCAGCUUAAAAAACAGUGCAUGCACCUAAAGGAGAAAAUUACAACUCUGAGGAAACAAUACAUGACUCUUUGUUCACGUCUGCAUGACUUGGAAAGUAUUAGAGGCUAUGCCAGACCCAUUAUCUAUUUGAAACCAAUAAUCGGUGAUUUACCGGAGGAGGAAGAAUGGUCAUCAGACACAUUCAGCGAAGAUGGGAUUGUGCCCGACACUGAAACACUUGUCAAUGAUGACAACAUGUUGGAUGCUCGACUCCUCGAGGUAAAACGUACACUACAGGAGGAAGAAGCACAGCAAGCCUUCAUAUCGAAACGCCUCCAGCGUGCCACCGGCACUGUCCAUGCGUUUGCUCGACUUCUGGAUGCUAGACCACAAACUUGUCACGUUGAUGUAAUUUCACACAAUAAGAUUUUAAUCAAUUCAAACACCUGUUUUGUCCUUGAUGGAGUUCACAGUGCCGCUAAUGGAAACCGUCAGCUCUUCGCCAUGUUUUGUGGGCUUGUAGGCAAUUGUUUACAUGGUCACCCCACAAAUAUCAUCACAACUGGGGGUGGGGCUGAGGAAUUACUCCUAUCCCACACAGAUGGAUUAGCUGUUCUCACAAUAGCUCAUCUCAUAGAUCUUAUGAAUUCAAAAACUGAACUGGAUUUCUACAUUUAUGCCUUUGGUUUUGUCUGCACUGAGAGUGGCAUUACCAACCUCAUCUCUAAACAUCCUGCGGCUGAAGUAAUCAACUGCGAACACGCAGACCCAGCUUUUAGUGAUGUUUGCGAUACCUGUGUGCGAAUUGAGAGCAGUCGCGAUCUUGCAAAAUUUCUACGUUGGUUAAGAGAAGAUAGGGUGAUGGGAUCCAAAGGACAAAUUGCUGUGCUUCUCCGUUUAGUAGGACAGGACCGUUUAUCCAAAACAGUGUUACACACAUCUUGGACUUCUUUUUAUCCUCUUUUCUCCUCGGCUGAAAGGGAUGCCCUCAGCAGCCUCUUCAAUGCUCUUCGUAGGAGGAAUCAGUUUAAGGUUUCAGAGAGUCCGUUCACUCAACUUCUACAAAAAACCAUUGUUGGAAAGAGUAGGACCAUCAUUGUACUGAACCUUGGUUUUGAACGAGCGCAUCUAAAUAUGGCUCUGAGGGACUUACACUUUGCAAAUGAUGCCAUCAAAGCAACGACUGAAAUGGUCGAGUAA